GCGCUCCUCUUUGGCUCUCGUAGUGCUCAAAUCCAAACUUUGCACGUGUGUUCCAAAACGGACCAUGCACACUGGGAUCUAGGAAAAAGGACUCGCAGACAGUUUGGCAAGUUAGAGAAGCAUGGCAGAAUACUCGCAGCUCACUGGAUAUCUGGUGUACAAGCCUGGAGGAACUUUCAGCCGACUCAAAAGCUCCAAACGACAAUUUUACGUGCUAGAUGACAGACAUUGGCGCCUGUUCUUUUACCGCUGCGAAGAAGAUUUCCGGAGUUCGAAACCUCCCCUUGGGUCCAUCGCUCUCUCUGAAGCGGCCAUCAACCUCACAUCCUCAGAGGAUGUCCACCAGUUCGUUGUCCAUUCUGAAGGAAAAGAACAUAUCCUGACAGCAGAAAGCCAUCGCGCUAUGAUGACGUGGGCUCAAGCACUACAAACUAAACGUGACGCCUGGGAUAAGAUGAUGACCUUGGGUGCAAAUCGAGACGAGGUGAGGUUGACAUACACCGAGGCCCAGCAGAAAGCUCUGAGGUCUACAGACAAAGCCGCCACGCAGGGCAGAAAACAGUCUCUACAACUGAACGGGAGUGCCCAGGAAGCACUUAAAAAGAUGGUCCAGGUUUCCUGGGAAAAAAGGAGGAACUCGACUUUGGCAGAUAUUGGACUUCUAAGACAUUCUGAAACCCCGAAACAUGAAACAGAAGCGAAUCCAUCAUCAGAAAUUCCAUCGAGGGAACCUAGUCCAAGGCAGUGUGACCCAAUUCGGGAAGAAGAUGCUAAAGAAUCUUCUCCAGAGACUGAGUCGGCUUCUGAAUCGGAUCGACUGGCGGCUCAAGAAGACGAUGAAGAUGACUUAGAAGCCUCGCCCCUCCUAAGGCUUUCAGAGGUUCAUAUGAAGUAA
Molecule: messenger RNA, 895 nt
Organism: Argiope bruennichi
Lineage: Eukaryota; Metazoa; Arthropoda; Arachnida; Araneae; Araneidae
Exons: 7
Coding region: 122-895 (257 amino acids)
Source: RefSeq, a predicted model, not a curated record